GAUACGCUCUCACGGAUCACCGUCCUACCACGGGGGGCGGGGUCUCCGAAGGCUCCGGCUCUGCCUCUCGGGUAGGGGGCGGGGCUAGUGAGUUUCGCGCGCGCCGCAAAACCGGUUGAUUUCGAGGGAUCGUUUUGCGGCCGUUCGGAGCCGAGGCAGGGAGCAUGGCUGAGGCGGGGCCGGCGCAGCCCGUUUCCCCCGUCGCGCCCCUCGGGGUCUCCCCCGGCGCCGGGCCCAGGAGAAGCCGGAGCGGCGGCGGCAGCAGCGGGGCGCGGCCGCUGGAGCAGCUCAGUGACCCGCGGGAGCUGCUGGAGGAGGUGGAGAUGCAGAUCGAUGACGCCGCAUUCUCGCUAACAAAGAUCCUGGAGGCAACGUCUGCUGUGUCAGCCCAGGUAGAGGAGCUUGCGACCAAAUGUUCAGAAAAUGCCCGAUUCCUUAAAACGUGGCGGGAUCUUCUGAAGGAAGGGUAUGAAUCUCUGAAACCCAGUGACUGACUCUGUGCAAACACACACAGGAGGAAAGCUCAAGAGGGUACCUGCAUGAGCUGAAGCUGAAUCAUCCCACAGCAUUUUCACUUUGUUACCCUUGUCUUGCAAUGCCAGGACUUGGCUCUCGGCCAUGCUGGGUUAAGGAAUGUCUGUAUAAAUGAAGACUUAAACAACUUUUUUGUGCUUUUUAAUGUCUUACUGGGGCUUUCAUCAACUGCCCCCCUUCAAGGAAAUGUUUUGUUCUGUGCACAAGCUGUUUCUGUGGAGAAAAUGUUGAUACUGGUGCAUGCAUGAACAUCAUUCAGAAUCUGUUGAUAAUAGUAGACUGUUUUAGUUUGGCUUGGGAAGAGGGACCAAGUCUGGAUUUUUAAACUGUUGGUUUCCUUGCAGUUCUAUUGAUUAGCAAGUACAUAUGAAAUGUACUAAAUAAAAUUUUCAUUAGAGUAAUGUUACACUUGUAUUCAGAUACCACACAGAGAGAGAUAUCUGAUACCUCUCUAAUUGACCACCGUGGUUCUGUAAAUCAAGAAUUCCCCAAGUGUAAUCACUUGCAGACAGCUAUAGUUUUGUUAACCCCCAUAGCCUUCAGGAAUGUAUAUAAGCUUGUCAUUUCCAAAAUAAGUCUCUUUAAAAUCUUGUUAAUCAAACAAGACUACAUGUGAAACUUUCUGCCUUCAGUUAUACCUAUACAAACUCCAUUCUUACUCUGCCAUUUAACAGGUAUUAAUAUAGAUAUAACUGAGUCUAGAACUUGGUCUCUCGUUUUUAAGACUGUAGCCCAGCUCCCUCCCUACACUGACAAUCGUCUUAGCCAGUUUUUCAAUACUUUUCUCCAUAGUUGCAUUUUUACAGAUUAUUUGAUCACUGCAAACCCUUCUACAUCUGAUAUUUUUAUUUAUUUUGGUUACUAAACUAUAUCUAAAGUGCCUUAUUGUAUGCUUAGAUCAUAUUUUUCUUCCGAUAGAAACUCAGCUGUAUUGUGUAUUAAAAGGUUGGGUUGCUAUUUGAAGUAUA
This is a messenger RNA of Chelonia mydas (Green sea turtle), 1502 nucleotides long. It is a transcript of the gene C4H4orf46, whose product is annotated as chromosome 4 C4orf46 homolog. The record is from RefSeq and is a predicted model, not a curated record. NCBI's taxonomy places the organism in Eukaryota, Metazoa, Chordata, Testudines, Cheloniidae. The coding region runs from base 165 to 494 and encodes 109 amino acids. The transcript has 2 exons.